Messenger RNA from Quercus lobata, 1933 nucleotides. RefSeq names its product deoxynucleoside triphosphate triphosphohydrolase SAMHD1 homolog. The transcript is spliced from 19 exons. Bases 143 to 1555 code for a protein of 470 amino acids. NCBI's taxonomy places the organism in Eukaryota, Viridiplantae, Streptophyta, Magnoliopsida, Fagales, Fagaceae. Gene Ontology annotation, cellular component: nucleus. Gene Ontology annotation, molecular function: dGTPase activity. Gene Ontology annotation, biological process: dGTP catabolic process. The record is from RefSeq and is a predicted model, not a curated record.
AAAAAGAGGAGUGAAAACGCAGACGCAGCACUGAAGGCUACAAGCAUAAACCCCUAAUAUUCCUGUACUUUCCUGUUCCUCCUAUAUCUAGUUUCUCCACUAGAGCUUAAAAGAAAGUAAGAAAGAAGGAAGUGGAAGUGAAAUGGGAGCUUAUUGCAACGACGGACUCAGUCUAUCUCCCAUCUACAGUUUCGCUUCCUCACAAGAUCUCAGGCUCUCCAAACACGUCCACGACAAUGUCCACGGCAACAUUUACAUCGACCCACUUUGUUUGAAGUUCAUUGAUACCGAACAGUUUCAAAGGCUUCGUGAGCUGAAACAGCUUGGUAUGGCACACUUGGUUUAUCCAGGUGCUGUGCAUUCCAGGUUUGAACAUUCUCUAGGGGUGUAUUGGCUUGCUGGUGAAGCUGUUCAAAAGCUUAAAAAUUAUCAAGGUUUGGAGCUUGAUAUUGAUCAAUUUGAUAUUCAAACAGUGAAACUUGCAGGGCUUCUGCAUGAUGUUGGUCACGGGCCUUUCAGUCACUUGUUUGAACGCGAGUUUCUUCCCCAGGUUCUUGAUGGUCAUUGGUCUCAUGAGCAAAUGUCAGUGAAGUUGGUCGACGAUAUUCUUGAUAAGCACUAUAUUGAAAUUGAUCCAGAAAUGAUCAGAAAAGUCAAGGAGAUGAUACUGGCAAGCUCUGAAUUUGUACGGCCAAUAGGCUUAGGGGAGAAGCAUUUCUUGUAUGAUAUUGUUGCAAAUGGCCGAAAUGGAAUUGAUGUGGACAAGUUUGACUAUAUUGCCCGUGAUUGCCGAGCUUGUGGUCUUGGGUGCAACUUUCAGUUUCAGAGGUUAAUGGAGUCAAUGCGGGUAUUGGGUGAUGAGAUCUGUUAUCCUGCUAAGGACUAUCUGACCAUCCACAAGUUAUUUGCCACUCGGGCAGAUCUGUAUCGAACAGUUUAUACACAUCCAAAAGUAAAGGCAAUAGAGCUUAUGGUGGUUGAUGCACUUUUAAAAGCAAAUGAUUAUCUAAAUAUUUCAUCUUUCAUUCAAGAUCCUUCUAAGUACUGGAAGCUAGAUGACACGAUAAUGAAGACUAUCGAGACCGCUUCAAACCCAGAACUGAAGGAAUCUAGGGACUUAAUCAUGCGCAUUCGUAGGAGGAAUUUAUACCAGUUUUGUAAUGAGUAUGCUGUACCAAAGGACAAACUAGAAAAUUUCAAAGAUGUCACUCCUCAAGAUAUUGUUUGUUCCCAGAAAAAUGGUGGAGUGAUACUAAAAGAGGAGGAUGUUUCUGUUAGCAAUGUCAGGAUUGAUUUGACUCGGGGAAGGCAAAAUCCUCUAGAAAGAAUCAACUUUUUUAAGGAUUAUGAGAGUGAGGAUAAAUUCUCAAUACCUGACGAUCGCAUUAGUCACUUGUUGCCGACAUCAUAUCAAGAUAUGAUAGUGAGGGUGUACUCUAAAAAGCCUGAACUGGUGGCAGCAAUCUCUGAGGCUUUUGAAAAUUUUCAGUUACGUACAUAUGGGAUUAAAGCACAAGUGCAUGCAACACCAGAGAAGAAGAAACGUCGUCUAUAAGGUCACUGAUGGUGGCUGCCUCUAUAUAUUUCCCAUAUGAAACCAAAAGGUUAAAUAAUUAUCAGGUCACUGAUGGUGGCUGCCUCUAUAUAUUUCCCAUAUGAAACCAAAAGGUUAAAUAAUUAUCGUCUUUUUGUCUAAUCUUCCUGUCAAGCUAUUUGCCAGACCACAAAUUUCUAUAUAGUUAAAGCAUCACACAACACAGGUUUUAUUUAAUUAGUGAGUUUCACCGUCUUAGUCAUUGUGGUUUUAUGAAAGAUCAUUCAAAUUGCAUAAAAUAGAUUUGUAAGUAGUCUGUUGUUGAUGGCCUAUUUUUAAAUGGGAUAAUCCAUCAUUUUUGUAUAAUUAACUAUCAAUGAAACAGCAAGCUUCUAUUUC